Messenger RNA from Eublepharis macularius, 1092 nucleotides. RefSeq names its product zinc finger and SCAN domain-containing protein 29-like. The record is from RefSeq and is a predicted model, not a curated record. The coding region runs from base 1 to 1092 and encodes 363 amino acids. NCBI's taxonomy places the organism in Eukaryota, Metazoa, Chordata, Lepidosauria, Squamata, Eublepharidae. The transcript is spliced from 4 exons.
AUGGCGAUGCAGAAAAUGGCUGGACGAGGAGUGUCGUGGAGGGAGAGGGAGACACUGGAUCUCAUCGACUUCUGGGGAGAGGAGAAGGUCCAGGAGUCACUGUCAAUGUGCCACAGAAACAUAGACGUCUUCGAAAAGAUCGCGGAGCAGAUGGCGGCAAGAGGGCACAAGCGCACGGCUUUGGAAUGUCGGACGAAGACCAAAGCGAUGCGCCAAGAAUACAAACGAGUGGUGGCACACAACUCCAAAUCCGGAAAUGCACCCACAACGUGCCCAUAUUAUGCCCAGCUACAUCGUAUCUUCAGGGGCGAUGCCAGCAUCAGGCCACAACGGGUGGCCAGAAGCCUCUCCCUUCCGCGCGCCGACACUCCGAGACCAGUUCAAUUUGAGGGGUCUGAGGAACUGUUUAGCCACCCGAUGGUGACCCUGAAUCUACAAUCUGUGGAUGUCACAGCAAACGAUCAAGGGGCUGCAUCUGACCAGGAACAAUUGAUGGAAGCAUGUGAUGGGGGAGAGGUGGGAGAAGAAGAUUCGGACUUGACUCAGGUGGAUGAAAUCCCGGAGGAGCAUGAGGACGGCAGUCGUCAAAAUGUGGUCGCUGAAAAUCAGCCCGUUGAAACCGCACCAAAAACCACGGCACAGAUGUCGCCUGCAUCUCGGCUAGAAAAGGCUAGAACCCGAAGCAGACGUGUGGCCUUGCUUAGCACCGUGGCAGAAAAGAUGUUGUCUCAGGCAGAGAGAGAGGAGAACAACAAUGCCAAGGAAAGAAAACAGACAUUGACGGAGAGCCGAGAGUGGCGCAUGCAAUUUCUGGAAGCGGAGCAGAGAAGGCAUGAGGACACUAUGAGGGAGGCACAAGAAGACAGAAAGGCUUUCAUUGAGGCGCAGCAGCAGAACUUUGAGGGCAUCAACAGAGCGGUCAGUGCCUUAAGCUCCCUAACCGAAAUUUUGCUGGGGGGAAACCGUGAGCUGAGUCACCAAGCCAUGCCAGGACAAUCAUCUGGAAGGGGAAGUGUGCAUAGAUCUCCACAGGAGAACCCACCCAGAAAGAGGUGUCGUGUGAUUAAACCCAGCAAGAAAUUUGAUUUGUGA